This is a messenger RNA of Lithohypha guttulata, 606 nucleotides long. RefSeq lists its product as uncharacterized. The transcript has a single exon. The record is from RefSeq and is a predicted model, not a curated record. The coding region runs from base 1 to 606 and encodes 201 amino acids. NCBI's taxonomy places the organism in Eukaryota, Fungi, Ascomycota, Eurotiomycetes, Chaetothyriales, Trichomeriaceae.
AUGGGCAGCGCCGACGUCAAAGGCUUCCGCCAACUCCUCGGCAUCCCCCCCUCAGCCCCCAACAUCAACUCCUCAACCCUCGUCAUUAUCGAUGCCCAAAACGAAUACGCCGACGGCAUCCUCAAAACCGUCAACGUGACCCAAUCCCGCCGCGCCAUCUCCUCCGUCCUCGAAAAAUACCGCCAAUCAACCCACUCGGGCAAAAACAUCAUCCACGUCCAACAUCAAACACCUCAGGGCGCACCAGUAUUCACCUCCGAAACACCCCUCUUCGAUGAAUUCGAAGAAUUGACCCCUAAACAGGCAGAGAAAGUCAUCGCGAAGAAUUUCCCAAGUUCGUUUGGAAAGACGGAUUUGGAUGAGUAUUUGAAGGGGCUGGGGGAUUUGGGGAAGCAGAUUGUGUUGGUGGGGUAUAUGGCGCAUGUUUGUGUGAGUACGACGGCAAGGACGGGGGCCGAGCUUGGGUAUGAUGUUGUGGUUGUGAGUGAUGCGAUUGGAGACCGAGACAUUCCGGGAAUUGGUGGACUUGAGGUUACGAAAGUGGUUUUGCAGGAGUUGGGGGAUGCGUUUGCUACGAUUGUGAGCAGUGAGGAGAUUCAGGUGUAG